CAUGAGAAUUGAAGGAGUGUAUAAAGGGCCACACGUUCUUAUAUAUUCUUCCUCUCCGACCUUCUUCCAUAACAUAUAUUAUUCCAUCAUGGAGGCAUAUCUAGCAACGUCGUCGUCUUCGUCGUUUCCACUACGUUCUUUGUCUUCUUCACCUUCUCCUCCGCCUUAUAGCGUAGAAGUUCCUAAAGGGGAGGCGAAAGGCGGGGAGGAGGAAUCGGCCGAUGAGAAGAAGAACAAAAAGAAGGCGAGAUAUGCUUUCCAAACAAGGAGCCAAGUUGAUAUUCUUGACGAUGGUUAUAGAUGGAGGAAAUAUGGUCAGAAGGCUGUGAAAAACAACACAUUCCCCAGGAGUUACUAUAGGUGCACACAUCAAGGAUGUAGCGUAAAGAAACAAGUUCAAAGGUUAUCCACAGAUGAAGGGGUUGUGGUAACUACCUAUGAAGGCGUCCAUUCUCACCCAAUUCAGAAAUCUACUGAUAACUUUGAAAACAUAUUAAGUCAAAUGCAAAUAUAUCCCCCUUUUUGAUCCAUUUCCCCUCUAUGUAUAUGGAGUGUGUGUGUGUCUAUAUAUAUAUAUAGAGAGAGAGAUUUUGGUUCUGGUGAGAAUACGAUCUUAGGAGAGAAAUGAGAAUGAAUCUGGUGCUUUAGA
This is a messenger RNA of Cuscuta campestris, 649 nucleotides long. NCBI's taxonomy places the organism in Eukaryota, Viridiplantae, Streptophyta, Magnoliopsida, Solanales, Convolvulaceae. The record is from the annotation of a GenBank genome assembly.